AUGGCUGCGGAGAAUGCAGGGAGCACCCCCGUUCCCCGUUCCUCCUCCCGUCGCUUGUUUCCGGCUCACAGAGUGGUGCUGGCUGCAGCAUGGGCGGGCUUCGAGGCCUUGUGCACACGCUAUGGGCCUGAGGAGUGUGUUGCGUUGCCGGUGGGAGGGGUUCCAGGGAAUAAUGGUGCCAAUAUGGCUGUUGAAGGGUCGAACGGGGGGGAUAGCGUGUUAGGGAGGGAUGAUGGAGGUGAUGGAAGAUCGCCGACAGCAGCAGCAGUACCGGCAGCAGCAGCAGCAACAGCAGCAGCAGCAGCAGCAGCAGCAGUACGGGCCGCAGCAGCAGCACCCAUCUCACUUCCACCCGCUGGGUCACUACAGAGGGUGGAAGUGAGAAGAUACCGGUCUCUUCCUCAAGAGAAGAUACCUGUGGUCUCCCUGCCUCUCGUUGACCCCAAUCUCUUUCUGCUGCUCCUCCGAUUCUACUACAUGGGCCAAGUUGAGGUACCCCCCGCGCUCGUCCACCCCCUCCUCUCUCUUGCACACGAGCUAGGGGCGCAGGAAUUGCACCGGGCGUGCGAAGCAGCACUGCUGGAGCAUGGCAUGGAUCAUGAGGCGCCUGGAAUCCGUCCACAUGCAUCUGUAUCUGGAUCCAUUCCGUCCAGAUACUCUGCAUCUGCACCUGCUUACAUGGGCAGAUACUCUGUAUCCGGACAAAGUGCUGGGAGAUCCUCUGCUACAGAAGAGCCUGUAGCACUGGGCGCCUCUCCGGCUGUAGCAGCAGAGAGGGGCGGCUCUGCUGAAAAUGCUACCCCCAAUUCUACAGCUGCCAGGAGGGGGAAUCCAGCCAAGUCAGCCAAGUCAACUGGGGUUCCAAAGUCAACGCAGGUCAACGGGCUUGUGUGUCUGUGCUACCCAGUCAUCAGGAGUCAGCAGCAGGAACAAUCGGCCUUAAGAAGUGGUGAUCAAUCGGCUUCACAGGAACAGUGCUCUCAAGGGCCGUGUGGAGGGGAGCAGACGAGCAGGGGGGUGAGGCAAGGAGAUGGUGCAAGCUCAGGUGCUCGUUCUGGUGGAUAUUCAGGUGGAAACACAGAAGCAGGUGUAACCGCAAGUUCAGGUCCAGGUUCUGAUAUAGGCUCAGGUUCAAGUUCAGGUUCAGGUUCAAGUUCAGGUUCAGGUUCAGGUUCAGGUUCAGGUUCAGCAGUAGUAGCACCCGUGGAAGCAAUGGGCCUUCCGCUCCAUUUUCUGUCGUCCAAUACACCGUGCCGUCUUUCUCGAUACCUGCGAUGCGACUGCUGCGGUAGCGGUGACAUGAGCAUGUUUUCUGAGUCAAUAAAGUCAACAGAGGCAAAAGAGUUGAGAGAGUCAACAGAGGCGAGAGAGGCGAGUCUAAGAGCCUCACCUGCUAGCCAUGAUGGCGGAUACACUCACGCUCACACUCAUGAUUGCAGCAGCUACAGUGACGUGAGCGUGCGGGCGGCACAGCCUGGCAGCACUGUGUUUCGAGCACACCGAGUGGUGCUCUGUGCCUGGAGUGCGGCCUUUCACAAGAUGCUGACAAGUGGAAUGCGGGAGGCCACCUCGCACGAGAUUGUAAUCGGAGGUGCUUCUAAUGAAGCUGUCGUCGCUCUCCUGCACUUUUUCUAUUCCGGACAGCUCCCCCCUGUGCGCUCAUCACGUGCACUCUGCAAACACCUGAUACAGUCACACCCAGCACAGUCACCACCGUUGCAGUCGCCCCCAGUACAGCCACCCCAAUUACAGUCACCCCCACUACAGUCGCCACCAUUACAUGCACCCUCAUCACAGUCACAAUCUUCGACAGCAGCAGCACCUGAGAGUACUCAGGGCGUGUUGCUCUCGCUGCUGUGUCUGGCUGACCGCUUCUGCAUCCCAGCACUGUACCAUGCAGUGAACCAACGGCUGCUAGCAUGUGUUGAUGAGUCAUCAGCAUUCACCACGCUACGAGUUGCUUUGUCAGUUCCAGGGGAAGCCUGCUCGCACCUGACAGCUGUCGCCGCCUCAUUGGCCGCGGCGCAGUUUGAACGGUGCGCCAAUGCCGAUGGGGAUGGUCUGAGAAGGCUGCCUGCUCCUGCUCUCGCUGCUGUGCUGCAGUUGGAAGGGGCUGAGCCCAUGCUACAACAGGUGAAGGAUGAAGAGGGAAAAUGGGAAGAAGAGGAGGACGACAAUGAAGAUGAAGGAGGAGAGGAGGAGGAGGACGACGAAGUUUCUGGGUUGCUGCAGCACGUGCAGUUCAUGUCGCUCCCUGAUUCGCUCCUCGUCAGGCUCAGAGACAGCCUGCUUGCCACGUGGCUGCCCACCAUUCGCCGAUAUGCCAUCAAGGAAAUUGCGCGUCGCAACCCACACACCAACGCACCCAGGGAAUCGCAAGGCCAUCCCUCCUCCUCCUCCUCCUCCUCCUCCUCCUCCUCCUCCUCCUCCUCCUCCUCCUCCUCCUCCUCCUCCUCCUCCUCCUCCUCCUCCUCCUCCUCCUCUUUUGCCACAUACCGCCUCUCAGCUUCUGAGUCAUCUGAGUCACAAAGGAGCGACAGUUAUUUACACAGCCUUCCCGAGACAUUUUCCCACAGUCUCUCUGGCAAUCUCUCUCACAGUUUCUCUCCCCCAGAUUAUUAUGGGCAGGCUUCAAGUCUCUCCCUCUUGGGCCACCAACCGCAGGCCAAUUCUAUAAGGUUAGGUUCGAUUCAGUCAGAUGAUAUCCAGGUAGAUCUCGGCCGUCGGAUCGUCCGCUUCGCUUCCCCGGACCUCCCGUCCAGAGCCUGGCCGUCAGGCUCGGCUGCUGCUGUGCCGCGGGCGUGGUCCCUUGAAAGCGGUGGAGAGGGGUGCGUGGCAAGAGAGAGGGGUGCUGAGGCACACACGUAUGCAGCAAGGGAUGGGGGUGAGAUGCAUGAAAGAGGGGAUGCGGAUUUUCAGAGACCUAGAAGUGGUGGGUUGAGAUGGGUAGAUAGGGAGGUAGUAGGAAAGGGAGGGAUGGAAGGGGAUGGAGAGCGGUGGGGCGAGAUGGAAGGGGAGGGUCAGAGGGGAAAAAGAAGGGGGGAGAGUUUCAAAAUAUUUGAAAACUCGGGGGAGGAAGGAGGUGCUGAGGUGGAAGAUGGGGGAGAAGGGGGACGGUGGCGAAACAGGGAGGUUCAGGGAAGGCAAGACGGAGCAAGUGGGUGGAGGAAGAGAGCAGGGGAGAGUCUUGAGACGGCUCACAAGUUGGAAGAGAGAAGAGACUGUGAAGGGGGAGAGGGCAGAGAGGGGAGUGAGGUGGGAGAAGGGGGAGAGGGGGGAAUUGUGGUUGGGGGGUUAAUGCAAAGUGUGGAGGGAGGGGAGGAACGAGCGGAGGAGCGAGGGCUGAAGAGAACGGGUGACGAGAAUCGUGUGGAAGAGAAGACAACUGACAAGCAAAGGUCGACAGGGAGGGGGUUGACAUGUCGGGACGAAUCCAUGCUGCCUGGUCGGGUUUCUUUGGCCGCUAGUGACAGGAUGGAGGCGGGUGGAAUAACAGCGGGGGUAGCAGACACUGCAAGCCGAGAGGAGGGGAUGAAGUGUGACUAUAUCGAACGGGAAAGAGUGACUAUAUCCAGAGCAUUAGGAGGGGGGGGAGUUGGUGACUGUACAGAGAGGGAGGGAACGCUGAUGGCAGGAGUUGAAGAUGGGCGGAGGGGGAGGGAGAGGAGUGAUGCUUCCAGAGGGUUUGGCAUAUCGCGAAAGGCCGGUGGUCCUCGGUUGAGUCAGCAGCUACUCAAGCAAAAUCUUCUGGCUGCUGAACGGCUGUUGGCGGGUGUCUCGAGCGCUCCUCGUGUGCUGCAGUACAUGCACGAUGGGGAUAAGAAUGGUGUGUGCUUCCAUGCGGGUACCUCGUAUGGACGACACCCCUGGAUGAAUCCGGUGCUCCUGGGGGUGAGUGACUUUCUGCAGCAUGUAGCUUUACUUCUAUGCAUGCACAACGGGGAUAGGAACGGCGGCGUGUGUUUCCAUGCGGGUACCUCGCAUGGACGACACCCUUGGAUGAAUCCCGUGCUCCUAGGGACCCUUUCAGUGGCAGCCAGCAGCCCCCCCUCGCGCUACACCGAUGGCAAGGUCAUAGUCUCGGGAGACUAUGUGAGCUCGUCCUUUGCCGGGCCUUUUGUGGAGGGAGGCUGUUUGACGGCGUGGUGGAGCAUCGAUCUGGGGGAGAAGCACAAGGGCUCUCUGUUUUUUGCUUCUCUCAUUCGUUUCCCCUAUCUCGCAUUUCUUUUCUCCCGUCCCCCCUCGUCCCACUGCUCUCAUGUUCCUGUCUCUUUGUUUCAUUCAUUUCCCCUCCCCGCUCUCCCCACCUCCUCCCCUCCUCCGCAGCUUCUCUGCAACUUCUACACGGUUCGGCAGGACGGCAGUCCCAACUACAUGCGCUCCUGGUGCCUUGAGGUGGGUGCUGUGGUUGAGGAGGGAUUGAGAAGGGUUGAGAGGGAUUGGAAAUUGUUGAGACGUAUCUUACUGCGUGCUCAGCAGGGCGGCAGCCCCAACUACAUGCGCUCAUGGUGCCUUGAGGUAGGUGGUUGA
Messenger RNA from Closterium sp. Naga37s-1, 4530 nucleotides. NCBI's taxonomy places the organism in Eukaryota, Viridiplantae, Streptophyta, Zygnematophyceae, Desmidiales, Closteriaceae. The record is from the annotation of a GenBank genome assembly.